AGCAGAUAGCACGAGUUAAAGCAGUUUGCACACAAGUAACUUAACGCCCGUCCUGCUGUCUACAAUUACCACGGAGAGGCUCCCGUAUGACCAUAAAUACUCCUCAUUGAUGCCAUGUUAAGAGAGGGAUAAACAGGACAAGGCCAGAUUAAGUGUAUUUGUGCGCACCAUUACAACAAUGAGUAAACAGGAUUCCUUGACAUCUUGCUUGGCCAAAAUGUACGAGAGCAAGUUUGACAAUGCUGCAGGGCCUGGAAAAUCUCCAACCAAGUCUCCGGGAGGGCUCAACGGCUUGGACAAGAAGCUCAACGUCCUCAACGAGAAGAUGGACAAACUGUUGCACAUCCAGGAAGAUGUCAUCGGCAAGCUGGCUUUGGUCCAUCAUGGCAUGGGCACGCUAGAAAGAGGAAUGGACAAGUUAUCGGCACUCCACGGGCCUAACCCCGGAGACGUAGAGGGAUGCGACCCAAGAGGUGAUGGCCAGCAGGUCAGCGGCCCAGGAGCCUUCCACGAAUUUGUGAACUUGCUGAAGAUACUGCACAAGGAUUCCCUCAUCCAGCAGGAGAAACUGGACAGCCUGGAAAGAGUGGUCUCCACCGUGGACAAGGUUGUGGCGUUUGUGGGGAAAACGCUGAGGAAUUCGAAAAUCGUGGAUUUCAUUCUGAAGGGUACGGUGCCGUGGCGGAGAGAGGCGCAGGAAGAGGCUAAAGAUAAUUCUGAAGAGAAAGAAACCAAGCAAAAGCAUGCGUUCACCAGCAGAGAUUCACAGGCGGAGAUACAGAGAGCAGCAUCAGGUAAAGCUACCCACCGGAGCAAAUCCCAGGAAGAGAAGAGAAUCAGUCAGAAGACCGCUCCCUGUGGCAGCCCUCACAGCAAAGCCAACUGUACAGGUGGUCAGUCUCCUCUAGAAACAUCCCAGCACCUCAGCAGCCCUGAUAGCUCCAAACCAUGGACACAGAAGGUGGCAGGGGAAAGGCCUGAGGAGAAAAGUACUCAAACAGAUCCCCAGCAUAUCCAACCUUCUCAUAACCCUUCCACAGAGCAGGAUACCAGGCCGCCUGAGGAACCUAAGGAGAUACUAGGAGAACCUGGGGGAGAUCGCAGUUAUGUCACUAGAAAUCCUGCCUCAAUAUCUCCCCCUGGUGCAGAGGACCAACCACCAAGGGAAGGUGCUGGUGCCCCGGCGGGUAAGGUACAGGUCAGCAGCCCGGUAGCAGGAAAUGCACCAGUACAGCACAAGAUCGGACCAGAGCCGGUAUGCCAGAGAGUGGACGUUAUGGGUAAGGACAAGCAGGCGUCCUCUGCUACAAAAGCUGAGGAGCUUCAGACAGUUGGCGGCCAGGUGUCUAUUCCACAGCAGAAGACGGGAGGCACGGACGUGGAACGAGGAGACUUGAGAGGAGAUGAUGAAGAAACAGACUGUGGAAAGAAGGGAGCAGCAAAGCACCAGAAGGGAGAAGUGAUUGAGAAGGACUGUGACCGCAGCCAGGCUCCAGGUCAAUCCUUUACCUCCGAUUUACCAAGUGGCUCAACGGAAUUGCUGGAAGCCUCCUCCCUACAUAUCAUUGAUGACUGUCCCCCCCCGCCUGCACCUUUCAAUCACCGGAUAGUGAGCAUCAAGCAGGCCAUCUUAUCGUCCUGUUAUAAGGUUUGCCAGCACGAAGUCCUGGGAGGGGGGCGUUUUGGGCAAGUUCACAAGUGUAUUGAGAUAACGUCCGGACUUCGCCUGGCAGCCAAAAUCAUCAAAGUGAAAGGGCCCAAGGAUAGGGAAGAGGUGAAGAAUGAAAUUAAUGUGAUGAACCAGUUAAAUCACGUCAACCUGAUCCAAUUAUAUGACGCCUUUGAGUGCAAGAACGACCUCACCUUGAUCAUGGAAUAUCUGGAUGGCGGAGAAUUAUUUGACAGGAUAACGGACGAUGACUACAACCUCACUGAGCUGGAUGCUAUAAUGUUCACCAAGCAGAUCUGUGAAGGGAUAUACUACCUGCACCAGCAGUACAUUCUACAUCUGGACCUCAAGCCUGAGAAUAUUCUGUGUGUCAGUCGUACUGGAAACCAGAUAAAGAUAAUUGACUUUGGAUUGGCAAGAAGGUACAAGCCGCGAGAGAAGCUGAAGGUGAAUUUUGGUACGCCGGAGUUUUUGGCCCCAGAAGUGGUGAAUUACGAUUUUGUGUCCUUCCCUACCGACAUGUGGAGCGUGGGCGUCAUUACUUACAUGUUACUUAGCGGCCUGUCUCCAUUUCUGGGAGAAAGCGACGCGGAGACCAUGAAUUACAUCGUCAACUGCAACUGGGACUUCGACUCCGAGACGUUUGCUCAAGUGUCAGAAGAAGCCAAAGAUUUUAUUUCCAGACUUUUGGUCAAGGAAAAGAGUGGCAGGCUAAGCGCUGGACAGUGUCUGAAACACGAAUGGCUGGUCAACAUGCCUUUGAAAGCCAAAAAACACAAAGUUCGCCUCAAGUCCCAGAUUCUACUUCAAAAAUACAUGGCACAGAAGAAAUGGAAGAAAUAUUUCUAUAUUGUGACUGCUGCCAAUCGCCUGAGGAAGUUCCAAAUGCUGUCCCUCAAACCCUCAUAGAGCUGGAGAAGACCAUCUGUAUAUAGUACAUGGACUGAAAGUACAGUCACCUGGCCACUGAAUGACACAGAGGACUGUAAGACUUACACCAUAGACACGUGGACACUCAAAGUACCGAUACAGCCACGGGGACACAAUCUAAGUGUUCCGUUAUAGUAUAUGUUUGUACAUAGAUAUUUUCAGGAGGUCAUGCCUUGGUCUUCUAGAUUUUCCUAUUUUCCCUCAGCCCCAACUCUUCUCCAAUCAUAGUGACUUUCCAAAUCCAGGAAAAUAUGGCACUGGUACAUUUACACUUAAAUGCAUUCUCAUGUUACAGUUUAGAAAACAAUAUUCUGCUUUUCAUUCUCCCUAAGAUAGAUGGACAUGGUCUUACAGUCUGACUGGGGCAUUGUAGCCAUCUUCAAGAAUUUUACAAAUACAUUUUGGAAGUUUCUCAACAGUCUUAAGUACCCAAACAGAUUUCUGUCUUUUUUUUUUUCAUUUCGGUAUAGGAGAAUAUGUGGGCAAUUUACUGGCCCAACCAAUUAGAUUAAUUAAACAAGGGCCUGGUGGGUGGAGAUGGUUGAGAAGCUCUAGAAUGCGCAACAGGUCUAGCACUAUAGUACAGUAUGUCAACCAGGGAACCUCUGAAUAAAUACUUAAGAAGUACACCAGUGUGCGACAUGCAUGUGUGUUUAAAGGGUAUUUACAUAAAAAUUGUUUUAUGUUUUGGUUAAGGGAAAUCCUUAUGUUGGGUAACGCAACUUACCGAUAUAACACCUGAUAUUUGAAUACUGCCUGAAAUCAGCCAUGGAAAACUCUGAAUUUUGCUGCCAUUUGUUACAUUGUGAAAAUCGGACACUCCUUACCGAUAGCUGUAAGCAUGGAUAGAUAUCAGUAACUGUUUCCAUGGUUACAGAUAUCGCUAAAGAGUGUCAGAUAUUUACGUGUCAGUCUUUAAGCGCUGAUUUCGGGCAGAUUGAUUCCAGUAAGUUGUGGUUCCCAUCAGAAGUAUUUUAUGUAAGUCAAAUAUUUUAAUUUUAAUGUUUGAGUGGAGCACUCCUUUAUUUCUGCUCCACGUGUCGGCAGUUCUGGUUGUAUGACAUGCGCUACGGAAUGAAGUUCCGGCUCUCUGAAGCAUUCACAUAACUGAAGGUAAAUUUAAAUAAAUGGUGCAAAUUGCUGCAUCUCUGCGGUAACUCUCACAGGUGGGCUGUCACUAGGGUCUUAUCCAGCCUCUAUCGAUCGUUUAUUGGAGUAACUUUGACUUUAUAGGUUAUAUUGGACAUUGUGAGUUGUGUGACUGUGAAUAUGAUUUGGUGAUUACAAUAUGUGAUUUGUAAAUGAAAUAAAUAGAUACAACAGAAUAA
Molecule: messenger RNA, 3927 nt
Organism: Pseudophryne corroboree (corroboree frog)
Lineage: Eukaryota; Metazoa; Chordata; Amphibia; Anura; Myobatrachidae
Gene: MYLK3
Product: myosin light chain kinase 3
Exons: 13
Coding region: 179-2578 (799 amino acids)
Biological process (GO): protein phosphorylation
Molecular function (GO): myosin light chain kinase activity; ATP binding
Source: RefSeq, a predicted model, not a curated record